Molecule: messenger RNA, 564 nt
Organism: Microthlaspi erraticum
Lineage: Eukaryota; Viridiplantae; Streptophyta; Magnoliopsida; Brassicales; Brassicaceae
Source: the annotation of a GenBank genome assembly
AUGUUAGACACAGCCAGCAAUGGGAACUUCCUCAAUCAAGAUGUGGAUGAUGGCUGGCAGCUUGUGGAAAACAUUGCAAACUCCAAUGGAAGUUAUGGAGAAGAGUAUGAUCGCACCAACCGGAGCUCGACCCACCACUCGAUCGAGUCCGAUGAGAAAUUGAGAAAAGAUGUCAAAUCGUUGAAUGAGAAGUUGGAUAAGCUUAUCUUAGCUCAGUCCACAAUGAAGAAGGUCAAUUUUGUGUCUGCUGAAGAGAUGGAACCAGUCCAAGAAGGGGAGGAUACACAAUUUGCUGAAGUAUGUUACAUGAGCAAUGGGCAAGGAGGUUUACCUCAACAACAGCAAGCUCGAUCGAGUCAAGCUCCACAACAUGGGUAUGGUCCUAAAAACAACUACCAAGGCCCUCAAGGGACUUUUCCUGGUCAGCAAAUGCACAUACCACCUGGCUUUCCCCACCAACCACCCCAGCCUGCACCUACACCUGAGCAUGAGCUCAAGGCUAUGCUAAACAAUUGCUUCAAGGGCAAGCUGAUGGUGUUGUGGACACAAGCAAGAAGUUGCUGA